GGAAGUGGAGAAGAUGGCGGCGGUUGAUACAGCUGAGAGCAGUCGCGGGAGCGAGGUUGGUGGUGUCUGUCAGCACCACGCGCAGCAAACGAUAUGCGCCUCGCGCGCUAGGUAUCGGGAAGGGCGCAGGCCACGAGCAGUGAAGGUUUAUACUGUCAAUUUAGAGUCUCGAUAUUUGUUAAUUCAAGGUGUUCCUGCAUUGGGGGUUAUGAAAGAACUAAUUGAACUAUUUGCAUUAUAUGGUACCAUCGAGGAAUAUAAUCCACUAGAUGGCUAUCCAGCAGAAGAAUUUACUGAAGUGUAUCUGAUCAAGUUUUUAAAAAUACAGAGUGCAAGGAUAGCCAAAAGAAAACUGGAUGAGCGGAGUUUCUUUGGCAGUUUGCUACAUGUAUGCUAUGCUCCAGAAUUUGAGAGCGUACAAGAGACCAGAGACAAACUAAGAGACAGACGAAAAUAUAUAGCAAAGGCAACCAAUGCCAAAGAGCAAUCACUGGAGACAAAACAGGAUUCUAGUGUACAUUCUUCAAAAAUCAUGCAGUUAGAUCGUGGAUCAUGGACAUCUGAGACAGCCAUUAGCAAAUGGAAUCCAGCAACAUAUACACAGGACUUUGGUCAAUCCUGUUGCACAUUAUCAUUGAAACAUGUUAUAUCUCCUUCAGAACAGCAUUAUCAGAAUAUGUUAGCGGCACCUCACUAUACUGGUGACUGUGCUACAACAUCUACAUGCUUUAGCCAAAGGACAAGAAUGGAUCAGAGGCCACAGCAAAGAGUACAUAACACAUUGUCUUGUUGGAACCUAGAAAGAAAGGUUCCAUCUGAUGAAGGGCUUGGAAGAUUCAUGCCCCGAACUACUCAACUGCAGGAACGAAAAAGAAGAAGAGAUGAAGACAACAAACUUGCCCUUUUGGGAAGAGAGACUAAUAAAGAAAUCAUUAUUGGUCCCCGGCUACCAGAAAUACCUAAAAUAGACAUGGAUGACCAUUCACUGAACACCUCAGCAAACUUAAUUCGUAACAGACUAAAGAAGAUUGCUGUUCCAGUUCAGACUUCAAACUCACCUGAAGAAUUAUCAGUGAAAAAUCAAACAAAACAAGUAAUAAAGCAGAGGCGGCGAAUAUAAAUAUUUCUGCUUAUAAGUUAUAUUUAUAUUUGACUCACAACAGGUAGGGCUCGGGCUGUUUCUAGAGCAAAGAAAUAUGGCUUGAUUUGUUAACAUUAAACUCUUUUUGUGAAUUUAAAGUUAUUAUCCAUUAUGUUGAAAUUUGUUAAUGGCUAUGAAUGUUAUCUCCUUAUUUUUUUGUACUCCUAGUGAUAUACUAUGGUGCAACACACUGGGUAUAUCAAGCUAUAGUACAUCAUGACCGUUCUCUCAUACAGUCUGUUUUACUUGCAGAUCUACAAAUCAGGAGCAUCUUGGAAAGCUUGUGAUUCAAAGGACAUCCUGCACUGUAAAGGAAAUAUUAUAAAAAUUAAAGACAUCUAUAACAAACUUAUAUCCAAAGAACAGUGCCUACACAUUUGAAAAUGUCUAAUAAAAUACUGAGUUUAGGUCCAAUCCCCCACUUUAAGUGGCAGAUUUUAAGAGCUAGUAGUGGUUAAGGUGCUGGCCUAGAAACCAGGAGACUCUGAGUUGUAGGUGUCCCUUAGGCAUGAAAGCUAGCUAGGU
This is a messenger RNA of Python bivittatus (Burmese python), 1666 nucleotides long. NCBI's taxonomy places the organism in Eukaryota, Metazoa, Chordata, Lepidosauria, Squamata, Pythonidae. The record is from RefSeq and is a predicted model, not a curated record.